Amyelois transitella is the source of this 1628-nucleotide messenger RNA. RefSeq names its product protein odr-4 homolog. Bases 148 to 1551 code for a protein of 467 amino acids. Gene Ontology annotation, cellular component: endomembrane system. The transcript is spliced from 7 exons. The record is from RefSeq and is a predicted model, not a curated record. Gene Ontology annotation, biological process: intracellular protein localization. NCBI's taxonomy places the organism in Eukaryota, Metazoa, Arthropoda, Insecta, Lepidoptera, Pyralidae.
UUCAUCACUGCACAUUGCACAAAUGUAUGUAGCCAUGUCAAGUCAAGAAAAUACAUAAAAAUAUUUGAGUUUGUUGUCUACGUUACAAUUCGCCUUAGCAAUUACAUUAAUAAGUUUCUAUCAAAACUCAAGUAAACAAUCUUGAAAAUGGUGAGAACAGUGUAUUCACCUGAAUAUUGUCUACAAUAUUUGGAACAGUAUGCGUCCAAAGAACCUUGCGUUAUUGGACUUAUUUUGGGACAGUCUACGACUGCACGGGAAAAUGUAAUCCAUUUAGCUCGGACCCCAGAAGAGAAAGCAUCAGACACAGGAUCUGAAUCAAGUUUUGGGACUAGUAAGGAGGUUGACUUUAACAAAACACUCCUUGAAAUAUCUGAGGCCUGGGUCGCUGACCAUGCUAAGCAUGUCACACGAAUGCUUCCUGGUGGCAUGUUUGUACAAGGAAUAUUUGUUACAAGUGAUGAAGAUAUUUUUGAAGACCCAAACUACUUCAGCAAGAUUAAAGUUAUAUUAAAUCACACAUACAAAGUUUUGAGUGUGAACCCGCUUAUGUAUGGUAACUGUCCGUAUUUGAAUGAGCGACUAGUCUUGCACAUGUCUACUCGUACUAAAGUCUUGACUUGCAAGAGUGUGGAAGUAGGUGGUGGCGCUAAGAACACUGUUAUUAAACCUGUGGAGUGGAAGUUCUUAGCCAAACCCCAGACAUGGCAGAGGUUGGAUUGUUAUUACGAAUUUGAUGAAGUGUAUCCUGUCAUUGUAAAGAAAAAUGGUAUAUCAGUUAAACAACAAUUUCAGCAAAUAUUAGAGUCAGCACAUCGGACCAUUGAGUCUAGUGUACUGUUCAUAGAUGGCGAGCUGAAGGAUGGUACUGAGCCUUUGGAUCAACUUAUUAAGAAGAAAAAGCCAAAAACAGCAGGAAAAGUACAAGAUGCCCCAAAGUCAAUGCAUGUGUCCUUGUUUGUGCCUUUUGAAAAUUCAAUGCCAGAGACUGUUGAAUAUUUAGAAUGUGAUGGAAGCAUACAUUUUAGCGGAGUAGUUUCAUCAAGCAUAUUUAUGUGUCCUAAAGCAACUAUAGGUGAAGCAGUGACUGCAGUUAAACAAGACAUAAUCAGGUCCCUUGCAUCAAGAUUCACAAUGCAUUGUGAUGCGUUGAUUGAUGACAAUUUAUUGCCUGAAGAGAAAGUGUGCUUCAACGAGCCUCCAAGACGAGUCCUAGUUCCCGUUGGUUCACUGUAUCUAUGUGACUAUUUGUUCCCUGGGGAAGCCCCGGCCGAAGCGUUGUUGUCAGUACGGGAAUUACUUGACCUACAGAUAACGGAGAGCGAUGUUGUAUGUGACGUAGAAACGCCAGCAGAUACUUCAGAGUUCGACGCUCUAGACCGAGACGCGAGCAGUGAGGAACUGCUGGCUACACCACAAGAGGCCAGCCAGUUCAUGUACAUCACAGGCAUCUGCUUCGCCAUGUUGGUUCUCGUGGUCUCCAUCAUCGUGCAUUAUUACGAUAGCAUAGUCGAGGUCAUAAGCAGAGUGAUCACUAAAUUCAGGGGCUAGAAUAGUACUAUUGUUAUUGCAUUGUUGACAAUUUCUUACACUAUGAAGAACUGGCUAAGUAAAGUUUUCAUAACUGU